Molecule: messenger RNA, 1059 nt
Organism: Lactuca sativa (garden lettuce)
Lineage: Eukaryota; Viridiplantae; Streptophyta; Magnoliopsida; Asterales; Asteraceae
Product: flavanone 3-dioxygenase 3
Source: RefSeq, a predicted model, not a curated record
AUGGAAGCAAAAGGAGAAACGUCUGAUACUUCAUUUACCAGUGUCACGACAUUUAACCCAAAAUGUCGCGAAAAAAUACCCCAACAAUAUGUUCUCCCUCCUUUACAACGACCAAACCGUAGCCUCAUUUGUCAUAUUUCCACCAAACUUCCCAUUAUUGACCUUUCCAUGCUCAACCACUCUGCACACAGGCCCCAACUUAUCAAUCAAGUUCAUGCUGCCUGCAAAACUCUUGGCUUCUUUCAGGUGAUAAAUCAUGGAAUUCCUGCUGCGAUUAUGAAAGAUGCACUAGACUCUGCUGAAGAAUUCUUUAACUUGCCAAGUGACAAAAAGAUGUGUUAUGCGUCUACUGAUGUUCAUAAGCCUGUAAGAUAUGGCACUAGUUUGAAUCAUGGAACAGAUAAAGUCUUAUACUGGAGAGACUUCAUCAAGCAUUAUGCGAAUCCAAUAUCAGAAUGGAUCCAUUUAUGGCCAUCAGAUCCUCCAAGUUACAAAGAGAAAAUGGGAAGCUAUGCAAAAGCAGUGAAGAUAUUACAGAAGCAGUUGAUGGAAGUGGUUCUAGAAAGCAUAGGCCUGAAUGCAAAUUACUUACAUGAUGACAUUGAAGAAGGUUCUCAAGUCAUGGCUGUGAACUGCUACCCGAGCUGCCCGGAGCCAGAUCUUGCAUUAGGGAUGCCACCACACACGGAUUAUGGUACACUGACCAUACUAAAUCAAAGCCACCAAGGACUUGAAAUCAUGGACCAAGAUAAUGUAUGGCAUUCGGUUCCAUUUCUCCAAGGUGCCCUAAUAGUUCAAUUGGGUGAUCAGUUUGAAAUUAUGAGUAAUGGAAGAUACAAGAGUAUACCUCAUAGAGCAACUCUGAAUUUGGAGACAAAACGCAUGUCAAUUGCAAGUAUUCAUAGUAUGAAAAUAGAGAAAAAGGUAGGACCAGCACCGGAUCUAGUUGAUGAGCAACACCCCAUUGCCUACAAAGAAGGAAGCUUUCGUGAAUUUCUUGAUCACAUCUCUAGUAAAUCUUUAUCAGAAUGUAAGUACAUCGACACGUUAAAAACAUGA